CGCGCCGGAAGUGUCAAAAGGGGGAGUCGUAACCCUCUGGCUCCAGAAGCCGCGGCACCGCCUUCUCAAAGGCGAUUGGACGUGGAGCCCCGCUGUGUUGCCGUGGCAACACUGAGGACGCAGCUGGAGAAAGCGGAGCUGAGGGAAGGACUGCGCGCCUUGAAUGCGAGUUGAAGACGAUAGCCAUGGAGACUUCGCAGCCGUCCUUGCUCGCCCUGGCAGAGCUCCUCUCCGGCCCCCGCAGUGAGGAGGACGACGACGAGCUGGGGCAGGUCCCGACUUCGGCUGCGAGCAGACUAGGGCCGGGGCACAUUGAGGCUCCGAAGACCGCGAAGCCCUCAGCCAUCACUCAUGUGAAAUCUGGGAACAGCAAAGAGAUCUGGAGUGCAGAAGAGGUGCCGGAGGGAUCAGAGUAUGAUGAUUCAUGGGACUCCAGAGAGCAACCUGAAUAUGAAAUUUUGUUCAAGCAGCAGGUGGGGACUGAGGACCUGUUCCUGGGGAUGAACCGAAAGGACCCUUCCACAGCUUGCUGUGAGGACAUGCUGAUUAAAAUCCAGCUGCCAGAUACGAAGGCUUCAGACAUCACUCUUGAUAUCAAAGAAAAAGUUCUUGAUCUUCGGAGUCCCCAGAAGAAGCUCUUCUUGCACCUACCGCACCCUGUGGACCCCAAUAGUGGAAAGGCCUGCUUCCUUCCUGAAAAGAGCACUCUGGAAGUCACCUUGCACAUGAAGCGAGAAUUUGAUUUCAUCAACUUUGCUUGAAGAGAAUGGGCAAAAUCUCCAUAAAAGGGGUAUUGAUUGAGAGACUGUAAAAGCCUGAUUGCCUUACUGAAGAAUCUAAAUCAAACAGGAAGGGAGAAAUCUUUUCCCUUCCAAUUCUGAAUAUGCUAUUGCUGUGCACAGUGGAUCAUCCUGCCUUAUUCUAGGAGACAAGCAGAAGUCUGGCUCCCUCUCCUGUGAACUGCCUGGCCUGUGGACUUCAAAUCCUGCUGUGAGCUUGGCGUUAUCUUUCACAGAGUAUAGCGGCUUUCAGUGAGGCUUUAUACUUGUAUUUUCACUGGGAGGGGGCAGGUGGAAGCAUGGCUUGUGCCACUAGGCAGGAUGGGAGAUCAGUUGGAUGCAGUCCCCAGACCCGAUCUGUGUAGUUGGAGAACAAGUGAGUUUUCAUAGUUCUUAUUAUCUGGUGCCUAUUUUAUGGAUAAUUAAACUGUUUUUCACACUU
Messenger RNA from Heteronotia binoei (common prickly gecko), 1221 nucleotides. It is a transcript of the gene DNAAF6, whose product is annotated as dynein axonemal assembly factor 6. Gene Ontology annotation, molecular function: protein-folding chaperone binding; dynein intermediate chain binding. Bases 186 to 761 code for a protein of 191 amino acids. Gene Ontology annotation, biological process: axonemal dynein complex assembly; flagellated sperm motility. Gene Ontology annotation, cellular component: cytoplasm. The record is from RefSeq and is a predicted model, not a curated record. The transcript has 6 exons. Lineage: Eukaryota; Metazoa; Chordata; Lepidosauria; Squamata; Gekkonidae.